CGUGGCUCCGCGGCUGGCUCCGCCCCCUUCGGCCGGAGGCUGCGAAGCGGAGCGGCGUUGAGCGGCGUCGGCGCCAUGGUGAAAAUCGCCUUCAGCUCCCCUUUCGCCCAGAAGGGCGAACCCAAGAAAGAGGCGAGCGAGGCUCUGGUGGCCGACAAGGACCCUGAAGUUGCCACGCAGGGAGGUGAGAACUCGUCUGGAAGAUGCCUGUUGACUCUGCUGGGUUUAGCAUUCAUCUUGGCAGGAGUUGUUGUUGGAGGAGCCUGCAUCUACAAGUACUUCAUGCCGAAGCACAAGGUGUACCGUGGGGAGAUGUGUUACUUUGAGAAUGAGAAUCGGGAUCGGGCGGUCGAACCUUAUUUCCUCCCUAUUGCUGAAGAAGCUGACAUUCGGGAGGAUGACAACAUUGCCAUCAUCGAUGUGCCCGUGCCAAAGUUCUCUGACAGCGACCCAGCUGCCAUUGUUCAUGACUUUGACAGGCUUUUGACAGCAUAUCUUGACCUGCAACUGGGUAAAUGCUACGUGAUUCCACUGAACACAUCCAUAGUUAUGCCACCAAGAAAUCUGAUGGAUCUCUUUGCAAAACUGGCGACUGGUUCCUACUUGCCUCAGACUUACCUGGUGCGUGAAGAAAUGGUGGUUACAGAGGAGAUAGAGAAUGUAUCAGAUCUGGGGAUCUUCAUUUACCAGCUCUGUGUUGGAAAAGAGACCUUCAGACUUCAGCGCAGAGACCAAAUAAUGGGUCUGCAGAAACGUUCAGUGGAGAACUGCCAUUCAAUCAGACACUUUGAAAACUCAUUCGUGGUUGAAACAAAGAUCUGUCAGCAGUGAGAGGUGCUGGAUGGGCGGUGACCAGUUCACACCUUCAGUGAGAAGUCUGAGCUUUAGGGGGCGACUUCUUAAAUUAAAAUGUGCAGUGAUAAUCAAAAGCCUUAUGCAUUUUCUGUGUAUUGCUUGUAUUUCAAAAAGACAGUCACCAUUUCAGCUUUCUUUGAUCCUUGGUAUCUCUCUUUUUAGUUGUCUCACGUAGAACUUAAGUUUGAAUAAGUUUUUUUUUAGCAGGGUGAUAUCAGUUUAUCCAUUGAAUGCGUGUGAUCUGCAGUAACCUGGGAAUGGCAGGAAAAACCAUAUAUAUAUAGAUUUUAUAUAUAUAUAUAUACACAACAAUGUUAACCAGGAACCAGUUCUGUUCACCUUAACGUUCACAGAAUGAUUGCUGUAUUAAUAAUCUGUGGUUUGCACAUCUUGUGUAGUUCUGUAGAAUAGUUCUGCACUCGGUCUUCUGCCUAAAAACCUGGUGUGUAUCAUUAAAGGUUUCUUUUGACAUCCA
This is a messenger RNA of Lagopus muta (rock ptarmigan), 1330 nucleotides long. It is a transcript of the gene ITM2A, whose product is annotated as integral membrane protein 2A. The coding region runs from base 76 to 831 and encodes 251 amino acids. The record is from RefSeq and is a predicted model, not a curated record. The transcript is spliced from 6 exons. Gene Ontology annotation, biological process: negative regulation of amyloid precursor protein biosynthetic process. Gene Ontology annotation, cellular component: extracellular exosome; plasma membrane; Golgi apparatus. Gene Ontology annotation, molecular function: amyloid-beta binding. Lineage: Eukaryota; Metazoa; Chordata; Aves; Galliformes; Phasianidae.